This is a messenger RNA of Miscanthus lutarioriparius, 1395 nucleotides long. Lineage: Eukaryota; Viridiplantae; Streptophyta; Magnoliopsida; Poales; Poaceae. The record is from the annotation of a GenBank genome assembly.
AUGGCAUCGAUGAAGUUUGAUCUACCGCUGCUGGAUUACAAGACGAGAUUUGCACUAUGGCAAGUCAAGAUGCGAGCAAUUUUGGCACAAUCUUCGGAUCUUGAUGAGGCGCUGGACGGUUUCGGAGGAAAAGGGCAGAAGUCAUGGACCGCUGAAGAGAAGCGAAAGGAUCGUAAGGCUUUGCCUCUGAUUCAACUUCAUCUACAUAAUGAUAUUUUGCAAGAAGUGCUGCAGGAGAAAACUGUCGUAGAACUUUGGCUCAAGCUGGAAUCGAUCUGCAUGUCCAAGGAUCUAACCAGUAAGAUGCACGUGAAGAUGAAGUUGUUCACGCACAAGCUGCAAGAAGGUGGUUCGGUGAUGAACCACUUAUCAAUCUUUAAGGAGAUUGUUGCCGAUCUAGUGUCGAUGGAGAUGAGGGAGAAGAUGAAAGGUAUGGUUCAGUCUGAUGUGUCGUCCUCCAAGGGCGAAGUGUUGCAGGUUAGAGGUUGGCCCGAGCAGAAAACCUACAACAACAACAAUAAUCGAGAUAAGAGCAAGAACGGUAAAGGCCGUUCGAAGUCCAGAGGCAGGGAUAAGUUCUGCAGAGAUUGGUUCAGUUCUUACAAGCCUAUGCAGAGUGGAGAUGUGGUGCGUAUGGGAGAUAACAACCCACGUGAGAUCGUGGGCAUUGGCUCCGUUCAGAUCAAGAUGCAUGAUGGCAUGAUACGCACACUGAAAGAUGUGAGACACAUACCAGGGAUGGCUAGAAAUCUCAUCUCCCUCAGCACACUUGAUGCCGAGGGGUACAGACACUCUGGAUCAGGUGGACAUAUGCGUCUUGAGCAUAUGAGUGAACUUGGUAUGGCAGAAUUGAUCAAGAGAGACCUGCUGGAUGGCUGCACUGGGGGUAAGAUGAAGUUCUGUGAGCACUGUGUUUUUGGUAAGCACAAGAAGAUAAAAUUCAAUACAUCUGUUCAUAUCACAAAAGGUACACUUAAUUAUGUACAUGCUGAUUUGUGGGGGCCGUCUCGUAAGCCCUCUUAUGGUGGUGCUCGUUACAUGCUUACCAUUAUUGAUGAUUACUCUAGAAAAGUGUGGCCUUACUUUCGGAAAAAUAAAGAUGAUACUUUUGCUUCUUUUAAAGAGUGGAAAGUUAUGAUAGAAAGACAAACUGAAAAGAAGGUUGGGAACAUUCAUGAGCCGGCUACGUACACUGAAGCUAUUGUUUUAGGUGACCGCAAGAAGUGGAUUUCCGCUAUGCAAGAAGAGAUGCAGUCACUUGAGAAAAAUGGCACAUGGAAUGUUGUGCGCUUGCCUAAACACAAGAAGGCCGUUCGUUGCAAAUGGAUCUUCAAAAGAAAGGAGGGUUUGUCUUCUAGUGAGCCUCCAAGAUUUAAGGCAAGUUGUAAAGCAUAG